CUAGAGGCUCCCCCUCCGCCACCACGGAGGGGAGGUCCGCCCGUGGCCGGUCAAAACGGGGCCCAGCAAACUAGCACCACCGCCACCAGCUUUCUGCAGCUCAGCCAGGACCAUCUAGGCCAGCCGGUCCAGCCCGGCAUGAAGCUGUUCCCGAACUACACGCCACCGAUUCCACCGCACCAUCAGCAGCAGCAGCAGCAGCACCAUCACCACAGCCUGCACCAUCACAACGGUAACGGUGGGCUGGACGAGCCGGCCAACAACCACCACUACCACCAGAUCACUUACCAGACGCAAACGCUCGCGCCGUUGCGGCUCAAUCAGGAGCACUUUCUGCCGCACGCGACCAAAACCACCAAGACGGCCGGUGGAACGAUGCCGGCCGGUGUCAAUCAGCCGCGGUCGCACGCCAAGUAUCAAACGCACCAUCACCAUCUGCACCACCAUGGUGCUGGGGGGGAUGGGGCCACGCUGCAUCAUCACAGCACCGGCAGCUACUCGCCCGAUGGUGGGGCCGGCCCGCUCCAUCACCAUCAUCUGCACCAUCACCACCAUCCGCAUCAUCAUCCGCAUGCGCCCCAUCUGCGGGACGAUUGCUCCGACCGGGACGAUGACGACGAUGACACGCUGGACGUGAACGAUGGUGUUGGUGUCAGUGGUGGUGUUGGUGGUGAGGAGGAAUGCAGUGGGCAGAGCGAUGCAACAUCACCGCCCGACAGCCCGCUCUCGCCCGUCCCACCCGAGCUGCCCAUCCGGAAUGGGCUGCUGGCGGCAAACACGCUGAACCACAUCAACAACAACAACAACAACGGUCCAAUGAUGGGCACGGAACGGACCCGGUCACCACCGACGCCACCGGUCACACCGCCACCCUCCUUUACCAACCACACCGGCAGCACACCGGGGCUGGACAGCGGCGGCGGCGGCCGCAAAACGCUGUCCGUCGCACGACACUAUCACUAGGUUCUUAAGUAGACAGGACAGCAGCACGCGCUUAGAUAGACACUCGCGAAGGGAUGGGGCGAACAUACAAGGGGCGAAUUUCCUACUUAGCGGGUUAGGGUGAGAUAGUUUUUGGGGGUAAUAAUAUUGUGAUCUUUGCUCGUUGCUUUUGCGUGUGAAAGUAGCAAGAAUUAGGUGGAUUUUUGGGAGAAUUCUUUGUACGUUUUCGUUGCGUACAAAGUGAGCACUGAUAGGAAGAUGAAAUUCUUGGAUUCUUGAUUUUUGAAUUCUUGGAAAAUAUAAUGAGAAUUUAUUUUCGAUGCGCGAAAUUGAAGGUAUCAGUGGUUGGAUAUCAUUAUUGUAUCAAAUUAACCUCACUUUAUAAGCUUUGUUGUCAUUUCUCGAUAAUUUAGCCCAAAAAAUCGUGAUAAAUUUGGAGAGCAAUGCUCAAAUACAACAAAUUUUGAGAUUUGAGGUCAUGCUAAUGAGUUCCAACUGGCUAUCGUUUGAUGGAUAGAAUUUCAUGUAUGGGCCUGUAGUUUUGAUGUGAUCAGAACACCUCUUCAAACAUAUUUGUAUUAAACUUUGUACUUUCACGCUACUGCUUAAGUCACCACCAAAGUCUUUGGACUGAAUGGCUCUAUUCCUAGGCUGUACUUUUCGUAUUUCUUGGGUGAAGAAACUCGAUUGUGGAGGAGUGUGGUACAUUUUUUUCUUCUUCUGAUUAAAAUGGAUUCUCCAGAGCUCUUAGAAAUGUAAUUUCUUUGAACACUUUGUUCCUGAAUAUCCUGAAGAAUUCUCCUGAACAAUUUGCCACAAUUUCUCAAUAUUUUGUAUUGUUAAUUGCAAAAAUGUCUACAUGCCGUUAUUUUUAGAAUGUCAGAAAUUUGACAUCAAAAAGACUUUGUUUAUUCUUUUAGUUUUAUAUUCGAAAUCUAAUUCCAUUCAAUUUGAACGGAAUUUUAAGAAUUGCUUUCAUUCCUUCAAUAUGAUGAAAAUUAUUGAAGUUGCUUCGACAUGCCCUUUUGCCUUUUAAUUAGCACCACAUGUUACUAUCCCUUGGAGACAUCCGUUAUCGCCGUAGCUUCAUAAUUCCGCGCCUCUAGCGUCUUGUUUGAGCAUUGCAAAUCCAUUUACCUCAAAGCGCCUCAACAAACUGCAACUAGUCUUCACUCCUCUUGACUCCUGCGUUAACGUUUCUUAGGGCUGGGAUUGGGACGGGAAAUGGCAACAACAAAAAAUCGUUGCCCAUUUCCUCCUACAAAAGCACCAGUGUAUCCUGUUUCCUGUCGCAAAUGUAUCGACAUUUGUCACUGUGUGUGUGUGUGUUUGUGUGUGACCACCUGGAUAACGAGUGGUGGUCCCGAGCGUGGUUAGGCACUGUUUUCUCUCGUGAAAAUUAGGCUCGGUUGCCCUAGCCACUCUCGCACAAGCAAACCAACCGUGACCCGGUUGAGCAGCGACGGAACACGACAGGAAAUGUUGUUUAAUUAAAUUAAUGGCCGGAAUAAUGUCGGUGACAUCCGUGCCGCCAUCGCCAAACCGAAUCCAAUGGAGCCGGCGCGCACAUGCCGGAAAGGACUCAACCGUGCACGACGCCGACAGGGGAAGUGUUUAUUGAUUUAGUUGAUGAACAACCCGCACCCGCAGUCCGAGCCUUAUCAGCCUUAUCCUAUCCCCAACCAUGCCGGUUUGCCACCGCAGCAUUAGAACGGGAGGUUUUUCCUUCCCCCUCUGAUAAAGCCUAAUUUUGGAACAAAAGAGAGCCUAAAAGAGCGUCUUCUCCCAGCGUCUUCCGCAACCGCAACCACUGCCGAAAAACUAUUCCGGGUACAUGAAAGACGUCCUUGGAUCUUUUCAAACGUGAGCUGCGGAGAAGAAAAAAGGCCCAGCAGUAUCUUAAAAUAGGCUGCUCCAUUUCUGAUUGAUUGCUGGCGAAGUGAUUUGUGGAAAAGAUCCCCUGCAGUAGGAGACACAAAAAAGGGCCCCCAACGGUUUGACAUUUAGCCGUUCGCCAGUUAUUUCCGAACUACCGGCCGAGAACAUCAUUAACGAGACGAUAAUUGUAAUUAAACAAAACCCCAGUACCAAGAUAUUCUCCCACUCCUCUUUUUUUGCCGAUCUUCCGGGUAAAGUAUUUUGGGGCGAAUGAUGUUAUCUUUUCCACGCUCAACUGGUUUACUUCAAAGACACACACACACACACAUUACACAAGCCCUAAUGAGCAUUCGGUACGGUGGGGGGAUGGCUAUUUACUUUCUUUUGAGGAAUUGUAGAAUCAAUAUCAUCAUGGCAGGGUUUUUUUCUGUACGGCAGCUUCCCUAUUUUGCGCAAAGUUUGUCUUUUUGUCUCUGUACCUUCAAAAGAAACGACACAUUUGCUAAUGUUUUGCGCCCGAUUUCCAUUACGGGUUUGGAUUUUGCAUCAUGAUGCUGCUUCCGCCUGGAAUGACUCUGCUCUUCAGCGAACUGAGUGAAAGGAACGGGUCGUCAGACUUUGACCCGUACAGCGGCGGCAGUCAUCAAUCGUGGCUCGUGGUGCUGCACGUGAAAGUAGGGCUCACGAUCUGACCCUGACCGGUAGCUCGGAGGGAAGAGAUCGACGUGUCCCCGGCAGGCCCCAGGGGGAACGACACGGCCACGACGCGCUGCUAGCAAUUAGCCAUCUGCAGCGCCGCCUCCUUCGGUUGGUAGCCGUAGCGAAUUGGAGCUCCGGCCAGCCCAGAAAGGGGUUUCCGUUUUUCGCGACUCGUCAUCUUGUGCACAGCUCCCUUGAGGGGGUGAGUUUAGUUGAAAUAGACACACACACUGCACUAACCGCACUAGCCGCCUCCGGGUGUCGUUUGCGCUUCGCGUAUAUUAUAGGUCAUUCGGGGAAUCGUUUCGCCACACUCGCCAACGGUGGAGCAUUCCGUGCCGGGAGAGAGAGAGAGAGAGAGAUUGGUUGCGUUGGUUUCCACUUUUAAUAGAACCAUCAAUCAUACUCACUGGUAGCUUAGCAAUACCCCUCCCGAAAAGGUUCAUGAGGGCGCGAUAAUGUUGAAGCCACACUGCUAGUGAUGGGAACUCGGAAUUUGUACUACCCAAUUCCGAUACUGUGUUCGGAAUUAAUUUUGGAGCCGAUUUUGAGGCUGGAAUCGAUUCCGAUUCCGAAUCCGAUUCCAAAUCCGAAACCGAAUCCGGAACCUAAUCCGGAGCCGAAACUGGAACCAAAUCCAGAGCCAAAUCAUGAUCCGAUUCUGGAGCCGAAUCCAGUGCCGAAUCCGAAACCAGAUUCGAAUCCGGACCCGAAUCCGGACCCAAAUCCAGAGCCGAUUCCGAAUCCGGAAAUGGAAUUAGGUCCGGAAUCGGAAUCUUCUUGGGUAUCGGGGGCUCCGAAAACGGAAUCAGAAUUGACUCUCGAAUUGGAGUUAGCGAUUUUUAUGGAGAUGCCGAUACCGUCUCCGAUUUUGAAGCCGAUUCUCAGAAUUUCUCAAAAAUACUCAGAAUUUCGGAGCCAAUUUCGAUUCCGGACCUGAUUCCUACCCCGGAACCGAUCCUGUUUUCCGAAGUCAGUUCCAGAGCCUCCAGGCUCCGGAGCAAAUUACAAUUUUCCAGGACGAUUCCAAUUCCGAUUCCGGAACUAAUUCCGGAGCCGAUUUCGAUUCCGGAGCCGAUUCCGCUAUCAAUUAUAGAAACUGAUUCCGGACCAACUAUCCGGUAUCGAUUCCAGAAAACUUCGGAGCUAGCCGGAAUUGAUUCCGCCGAAAACUUCAUUUUUCCCAUCACUACACACUGCUGCUUGGCUCCCCAGCAUCCACAAGGGGGUCGUGUUUUUGGCAACUCCCCCCUUUCCUAAGCAUGUUUAGCCUAAUUGAACGCGAACACUCAACGCGCUGAAUGAGUUCACUCGCUGACACACACACACACAAACACCUAAUCGCAGCAGCACCAAAGUGUUGAAGCGCCAAAGACCCGAGCGCCGAUUGGGUCGGGAUUUUAAUUUUCCUGAAAGGAUAGGCAUCAUCAUAAUUACUCGCUCGUUCGCUCGCUUGCUGCCCAGGACAAAAACCAGCGUGUUUUAAUCAAACUGCUGCUGCGUGUUAAAUCCGGCUUCGAUGUGAAUUAAUUCGCUAUUUUUAAAACACUCCAACAAGCCCUGGGAUUAGAUGGCGAGUGGCGUUAGAGGACACACAGGAGCCCGUCACAAUCGGUACAGCAAUCAAAUUUAGAGCAAAGAGUGUUCAAUUAGCAAGCUGUCUAAUUAAUUCAUCUCAUGAGGCAGUCGUCGAGUGAGGCCUUUUGCGCCUCACAAUCUUAAUCCAUGCUUUCCUUAGCCUUUGCGAUGCGCAGUGUCCUUGGGCGAGUUAUUUUUCCUUCAACUGCUGGUGUGUCUGUUGCGGUAAACUUUCUGCGGUUAAACCUCCGGCUGUAAUGCAAACUAAAAGAGAAAAGGCGCGCGAACCAGCAGCGAACAUCAAAAGCGAAGCGAGGGCAGUUGCUCCGUUGCCCGCCGGGCAGGAAGCAGACACGCCGAAGGAGGAAAAUCAAGCGAAAAUAAUUAAACCAUUUAAAGUUUUAAAUUGAACCACCCGGCCACGCUGGCCGGCGCUGCUCGGCGCAUUUUUAUAGCCUUGAGGAAUUUUUAAGGAACAAACCGAGGUCCCUCAACUUGUGUGUGUGUGCCGUAAGUGUAACGCGUAAUGACACUUAGCACAGUGACGUCCCCUUGUGUCUUUUUUCCCCCUGUUUUAGCCCUGUGCCCUGUGGAGGUGCCCCCGAUUGCCCUCUUCCGCAGCAAAAGUGACAGGCACUGUGCGGCCCCACAUAGAAGGAGGAUGCAGCCCAGAGGGGUUAAAUUCCGCCCGGAGCAGGGUAUUAUAAUUAUGUCAUAAAACUGGCCACAAUUGAUUGGCCCACGGCAGGUAACGGAGCUCAACAGCGCUAGAGAAAGGGAAAAAAAGGGGAAGUAAUAGUUUCUGGGGACUGAAAUGCGAUCGUAAAAACAGUGUCAGACAGGGCCGGGAUGAAGGAAGGUAAAAUGAAAGAUGUGGGUUUAAAAAAUAUAAAACCUCGUAAAACAAAACGUCUCCCGUCCGAUGAGUAAUGGUUGUGUAACGAGAGAGCGGGAGAGAAAGAGAGAUGGUGCGUAAUUAAAUUAAAUUAUAUUUGAAACACCACUCCGCAACCGCACGGGCAGGAAAGGAAAAUUGAAUUCAAAACAGAACCGAAACAGAACGGACCCCCAAAAACCAGUGCCACCAUGCAGCAGUCGUCGUGCUUGAUGCUGAUGAUGAAGGGUACACUGGGAAUAAUAACAAAAUAAAAAAGCUACACGCAUUGCAGAGCGCAAAAAGUAGAAGAGAAUGGAAAUAAAUGUCCAAGAAGGCAAUAAAAUAAUGGUUGGUUGGCUGGCCCCGCGCGCCAUAUUACAAUGCAGGGCGGGCCGGAAGGUCGAAUGUCUUUGUGGUCUUUGAAGAACGUGGAACCGAGGUGUAACAAAAAGAAGUGGUAAUAAAGUGAAAAUUGAAUGAUAAUGUACCUCCUACCCACAGGUCCCUUCUUAAAAACUCCCAACGACGACCCCAGUGGUCUAACGCCCCGUUCGCCCCCCUCUUCCCCCCCCCCCCCCCCUCCGUAAGUUUAACACGUAAGCAACGGAAGCAUCAUCUUCAACUUUAAAAGCAAUAUUUCUUCUACAGAAAACACACAAACACAACAAGUAUAUAAGCAUAUUGAAGCAUUGAAGGUAGGGCAGGAGAACAAAUAAAGCGUACAAUUUCACUUCAUACUCUCCUCUAAAAGGUGAUAAAAAAAAAACUUGAUGUAACAAAAAAAACAGCAACAACAACAGAAGAUAAAAAUAAAAGAAACGGAAAAGCCGUGUUUAAAGCAACAUAAAGAAAAAAGGAAAACUUCGACUGUGAAAAGAUUCCAACAGCAAGCACGGCAUAUUUUAACAAUAAAAGAAAACACAACAGAAAAAAAACGCAUAAACCCCCGACAGUCAUAAACGCUAUUGCUGAAACACUGUAACGAAAAAGAAACAGUGUGUGUUUGUAAAUAGAAAGAAAAAGAAAAGAAAGAAGGAGUGAAGUAAUCAUAGAAAAAACGAAUGAAAACCUAUUAACUAGAAAUAUACAAAAAAAAAACUAAAUCGUUAAAAAGAAAAACAAACACUAGAAAUCGAAAACAGAAACUAGAAAUUGAUGUUGAUGAAAUGAAAAACGUGUAAAUAGCAUAACUUAGCAUUUAACGUCUCUAAAUGUGUUUUCGAAACAAACAAACAAACAAAAAGAAAAGCAACAAACGAAUAGGAAGUGAAAAAUUCAUGCAAAUAGGAAUUAAUUACAAACUUAUAUCAAGCAGUAAACAAAGGAAGUGGAAAACACUAUUCGUGACAAGUAUUGCGGGGUUGUUAUCAAUUUUAAAAUAAAAAAUAAAACAGAACAAACAUAUACCAUAGCUAGAGAAAAGAAAUAAAAACACAAAACUCCAGAAAAAAAUAUUUGUAAAAAUUGAUGUUCAAACUAAGAGGUAACAAAAGCCAAUCGGAGAGAAGCAGCAGGUAUUGUUGUUUUCAAAAUAGCUAUCAACUGUAGAGCAAUGAAAGAGCGAAAAAAAAACAAGAAUGAAAUAAUCAACGUAACUGUGGAUAGAAAUUAUGGAACGAUUCGAAACAAAAUGGCAAACAAAAUCAAAUCAAAAACAACGUGCGUGAUCGUGGUAGGACGAACAGUUGAACACACUUACCGAACCGAACUCCACCAACUUUGAAACACUUAUUUGCGUGUGAAUUUUUAGGUCGUAAAUGAAAACAAAAAAAAAGAAGAAAACAAUUCGAGAAAGCAUAUUGAAUGUUGUACAUAAACUAUGCAAACACUAUAUAGCAAAGCACACGCCGGUGUGUUACAGUAGAAGAAGCGGUAUUGCUACACAGAUGUGCGCAUUCGAACAAUGUGUGGUGCACACGAAACGAGAACGAAACGGCAGAGCAUACCAACUGUGUAAAAAUAAAAACAAAGCGAAAUAAAAACAAAUGGAAAAUAAACGAAUAAUUUUUCAUUAAAAUUAA
Molecule: messenger RNA, 7995 nt
Organism: Anopheles coluzzii
Lineage: Eukaryota; Metazoa; Arthropoda; Insecta; Diptera; Culicidae
Product: lateral signaling target protein 2 homolog
Exons: 1
Source: RefSeq, a predicted model, not a curated record